AUGCAUUUCAAACCUCACCGCCACAUGCCCCAGAGGCUGCCAGCUUCUCAAUCCAGUCUUGUAAUGCUCGACGAACGCGCCCCAGUGGUGGUCAAGGAGGCCGAUGAUGUCGCAACAGUCUUCUCUGUCGUCUAUGUAACGGCCUCUGCUACUUUCUCAGGACCGACAGCUGGUUUCGUUACUCUCGGAGCCAAUCCCACCACCAAAGCUUCCUCUGCCGCGAACAAAUCCACCAACACCGACAAUAAUGAUGACAACGACAACACAACCACGGCAAAGGCCAAAUCAACAUCAACAACUGCCAAAGCAAGCACAAGCGCCACAUCCACAACCUCAUCCAAAAUCACGAGUACCUUGUCACCUACCGCAAAGUCGACUGCCGCUGCUCUCUCUUCAUCGUCCUCGUCAUCACUUGCCUCAUCAACUCUAGCCGUCCUCACAUCAUCUGCUGCCGCGUCUUCGACGAUUGCUUCCUCAUCCAUCUCAUCUGCUGCAAAAGCUCAAGCCACAGCUUCAAGUUCAGCCUCAUCAUCAGCGGUGGCAGAUGCAACUUCUGAUGGUCUAAGCACAGGCGCAAAGGCCGGCAUCGCUCUGGUGGUUAUUUGUGCUAUCGGUGUUCUUGCAGGUCUUGCCUACUUCCUCAUUCGCAAGAAGAAGGCUCAACAGAAGCAGGCUAUUGGUAUGGAGAGACUUGAUGAUGAGAAGAAGGGCUUCAUGAGCCAAAGCCCAAGCACUAUGACCGUUCCUCAGCCCCCUGCUUCGACACGCACCACUGCCACGGCACCGCGCAUCAGCUACCGCCCUACUUCCCAAUUCUCGACUAGCGUCCUUGGAGAUGCCGAGAAGGCUGCAGCUGGGGCAGCCGCGGGUGUCAUGAGCGGCAGAAACAGCGACCCGUCUAACCCCUUCGGAAUCCAUGCACAAACUGUCGAGCCCCACUCGAGGGAUGUCAUCUCACCUAUUCCUGAAGAGCGAUCCCUCAGUCCUCCAGUCGAGCUCCAAGGCAGCCCCGUGCCCAGCCCUACUGCAGCCAGUUUCAACCUCAGCUCUCCUGCAACUCCCGGUACCCAGGCCAAGGCUGAGGUCGGUAUGGCUUCUGUCGUCCCCGUGGCCGCUCUCGCAGGUGCUGCUCCUGGAGGCGAUCGUCCAGGCAAUGCUGUCCACAGUGUUCAACUCGAGUUUAAGCCCUCUAUGGAUGACGAGCUCGAGUUGAAGGUUGGCCAGAUUGUGAGAGUCCUGCACGAGUAUGACGAUGGUUGGGCUCUCUGUACCCGUAUGGACCGCUCUCAACAAGGUGUUGCUCCUAGAACCUGUCUCUCGAAACAGCCUUUGAAGCCGAGACAAGGUCCCCCUCCAGGUGCUAGAGCUGGCCCUCCUCGUUCUGGUCCUGGAUCCAUGGGACCUCCUCCUAGACCUGUUCCUGGUGCCAAAGUCCGUCAAGGUUCAUCGUCGUCACAAGGUUCUGCUGCGUCACAAGCCCGCCGUCCUUCGAUGGCUCCUUCUAAGCAGUCAUCGCCCACUCUAGCCGAGCAAGCUCAAUCGCGCCAAAGAAGCAUGUCUGUUGCUGCAUCUCCAACCAAGGCCUCCAAACAAUCCCAGCAGCGUGCAGACAUGUCCGCUGAUGCUCACAGCCGAAGUGCAUCGAUGGGUACAGUAUCGAGUGCUGGCAAGUCCACGGUUCCUUCCCUUCCAGGCACGCCUCUUGGUGUGCCCGCUAGGAAGCCAGUGCCCGGCCAGGCCCUCUGA
Molecule: messenger RNA, 1746 nt
Organism: Aureobasidium namibiae CBS 147.97
Lineage: Eukaryota; Fungi; Ascomycota; Dothideomycetes; Dothideales; Saccotheciaceae
Exons: 2
Coding region: 1-1746 (581 amino acids)
Molecular function (GO): protein binding
Source: RefSeq, a predicted model, not a curated record